GUGGCUUCAUGGCGUGCUAUAUUGAAACAUUUGUGUUGUCGAUAUCUUCACGAAAACGGUGUACAAAUAGUGUGCGGUAGAGUCUCUGUGAGUGGGAAGAGCACCUUAUCAUACAAAUGUGUAUCCAAAGGAUAUUUUAGCCCAUGACAUCACUGUGUCGCUGUUUACAUGUAAAACAGUUAUCCAGACAUCCUCAAGGGCACAGGUGAAGCGAGCAUUAAAGAUACGUCAAGACCAGACGUCUCUGCAGGAUAUCAACGAUCGGGACUGAAGUUCCAGUUUCUCCAUCCCCAACAAUUCGUAAUUAUGAUCAAGAACAACGUUUUACUACUUGUCUGGGUGUGCGUCGCCUGGAUGAUUAUUUACAACAUAUAUUUGGUUUCACGUGGUUUCACGACAAAUGCAUUUCACUCGGGGAAGAUUGAAGAUCUCAACCAGCCUUUGCUACGUCAGUGGAGCAAUAUUUCAAAAAGUGCAUCAAGUAUAAAAACUUCGACAGACACAAAUAAGACUCUUCCCAAUUCGUGUCCUUCGAUAUCGCCAAACCUAGUAGGGAAUAUUACUGCACGGAUGGAGGCUUUGCCGUUUGAGGAACUUGAAAUGCGCUACACAGAACUAAAACCCGGUGGUCGUUUCAACCCUGCUGGUUGUACGUCCCGUCACCGAGUGGCCAUCAUCGUUCCCUAUCGCGACCGAGAGUCCCAUCUCAAGGUUCUCCUCAACAACCUUCAUCCCAUGUUACAACGACAGCAACUAGAUUACGGCAUCUACGUUGUGGAACAGGCUUUACCAACCAUUUUCAACAGAGCCAUGUUAAUGAACAUUGGAUACAAAGAAGCACUGAAGGACUAUGAUUUUCAGUGCUUUAUCUUCCACGAUGUGGAUCUCAUUCCAGAGAAUGACAAAAACCUGUAUACAUGUCCUGAGAAUCCACGUCAUAUGUCAGUUUCCAUUGACAAGUUUCAUUAUAAACUUUAUUAUGAAAACGCAUUUGGAGGGGUGACUGCUCUAACCAAAGAACACAUGAACAAAGUCAAUGGCUUCUCUAAUAGAUACUUUGGCUGGGGCAAGGAAGAUGAUGACAUGCUUAAAAGAGUUAAAAAAAGUGGUUUGGUAAUGUCUCGCCCCGCAGCAACCGUUGCUCGAUACAGGAUGAUAAACCACAGUAGAGACGCAAAAAAUCCACUGAACAAAUCUGGAUUGAAACUUGUUAACCAGGCAGAAAAGUUCAUGACAACCGAUGGACUAAAUUCACUCAGUUAUAAUGUUUUGCAAAGGGAGUAUAAAAAACUGUACACUUGGGUCUAUGUACAGGUUGAUGACAAACAUAAGAUCUAAACGCCAUGGACAGAGGAGUGAUGUCUAGUUCACUUUUUCAAAUACCACUUUCACAAAAAACAAUUUAUACAGAGCAUUUGGAAGUCGACCCAGACCAUUCGACCUGCUGAUUGGCCAAGAAGGUUACAUAAAACGUAGUCUGAAAUAAUAAAGAAAUCAAUAUUUUUACAAAUAAAAA
Haliotis rufescens (red abalone) is the source of this 1516-nucleotide messenger RNA. RefSeq names its product beta-1,4-N-acetylgalactosaminyltransferase bre-4-like. The transcript is spliced from 8 exons. Gene Ontology annotation, biological process: glycosphingolipid biosynthetic process; carbohydrate metabolic process. Gene Ontology annotation, molecular function: N-acetyl-beta-glucosaminyl-derivative 4-beta-N-acetylgalactosaminyltransferase activity. NCBI's taxonomy places the organism in Eukaryota, Metazoa, Mollusca, Gastropoda, Lepetellida, Haliotidae. The record is from RefSeq and is a predicted model, not a curated record. The coding region runs from base 307 to 1338 and encodes 343 amino acids.